GCGAGCCUCCCGUACUGUAAGCCAAUCACAGAGCAGAAUAAGCUUUGCCGUAUAUACGCGCGACUAUUUCCACGUUUUGAUCGCAAACAGCGGAGGGCUUCGGAGUCGUUUUCUGAACCUGCUUCUCCAGGUCGCAUUAAAGAGGUGUUAUGAUGCCGGUGGUUCAGUUGCUGAGAGCUGCAUUGAAGCAUGCUGGGAACAGGCCCCCACGCUGUGUUGUGCAGACGACUUCUGCAGCACAUAGCAUCAGAACACAUGCUUCAUCCUGCACUGAUGGUGACAAACCCAAAGUCCUCAUUACUGGAGGACUUGGACAGCUGGGGGUGGGGCUUGCUAAGUCAUUAAGGAGGAGAUUUGGAAAAUUCAAUGUGAUCCUGUCUGACAUCCGGAAACCCCCCAACCAUGUCUACAAAAACGGUCCAUUCAUCUUCUCUGACAUUCUGGACUAUAAGAACCUCAGGCAGAUUGUGGUCAACAAUAACAUCAGCUGGCUGGUUCACUACUCAGCUGUGCUGUCCGCUGUGGGGGAGCACAACGUGGCCCUGGCUAAAGAGGUCAACAUCACAGGUUUCCAUAACAUAUUAGAUAUAGCCACCGAACAUGGUCUGCGUGUGUUUGUCCCCAGCACAAUCAGUGCCUUGGGUCCAUCCUCCCCUAAAGACCCCACUCCUGAUCUGUGUGUGCAGAGGCCACGCACUAUUUACGGUGUAUCCAAGGUCCAUGCGGAGCUGAUGGUCUUUUCCUCCCAUUAUCAGUACUACCACCAAAGGUAUGGGCUGGAUUUCCGCUGUCUCAGGUAUCCAGGCAUCAUCUCGGCUGACUCCCAGCCUGGAGGAGGAACCACAGACUACGCUGUCCAGAUCUUUCAUGCUGCUGUGAAGAGCGGUCAGUUUGAGUGCAACCUGCGCAGCGACACACGGCUGCCUAUGAUGUACAUCGAUGACUGUAUCAGGGCCACUAUGGAAUUCCUGGAGGCUCCAGAAGACGCGCUCGUCAGCCGCACCUACAACAUCAACGCCAUGAGCUUCACGCCACAGGACCUCACCCGAGAGAUCCAGAAAGUCCUGUCUGACUUCAAGGUUACCUAUAAUGUGGAUCCUGUCAGGCAGGCGAUCGCCGACGGCUGGCCAAAAGCACUGGAGGACAGCGCAGCGAGACAGGACUGGGGCUGGAGGCACGAGUACAAUCUGCCGGAGCUGGUGCAGACCAUGCUGACUCACAUUACUCUGGGAAACAAGCUAGCGAGCGCCUUCUGAAACAUUUGCAGCAUUUUUGUAGCUUUAUUUAAAAACUGAAUGUGACAGUCUUCAGUAGCAAAAUCUUAAAACAUUUUCUUUUCUUUUUUAAUCAUCUAGAGCCUGCUGUUCGUAUGUGGGUUGAUGUUUUAGUUGGGAGAAAUCCCUGGCACUUUAGAAUCCUCCCACAUCUUUUAGCCCUUGAUAAGUUACCAAUAGCCACAAAUUCAACCCUCGACAGGAUGGGUGCCCUGAUCAUUGCUUCAGUUAGAAGGGAGCGCAUUGUUAGCACCAGUAAUAAGUAAUAUUAUGUGGGAUUUCCUGCAAUUGGCUGUAAAGAAUUAUGAAUGAAAUCAACAAGUGAUCUGAUAUUUCCUCACAGGAGGAUUCACAGGUACACGUUUUACUAGCGUUUCAUCCAUUUUGAAUGUCAUGUUAUCUCAAAAGAGAAGUUCAACAUGUCAUGGGUACUUGUGACUCUUCCCUGCAGAAACUCUUGUGAGGAUGAUUUCUUUUUUCAAAUUCCCCUCCCAGAUGACCUUGGAUCUUUCUAGCAGUGUACAGAGAACAGGCCACAGACCCAACAAAGACUUUGAAGAUGAUAGGCAGAAAGUCUAAAAAGGAGACUGAAAUUGAGAUUUACACAAUAUGUUUGUUAAGAAGCAAAACAAAAGGCUUUCCUUCUGAACCAUCAACCUGAUGUCUUUCUUUUCCUCUCUGUGAAUCCGUCCAGAAUUUGUGAUUAGUUUGCUGCUAGAGAGCGCUGGAUGUUUUCACCAAAGCAAGAUGCUGAACUUUUAAGAGUUCUGGUCUCUUUCUGAGUGUACACAGUAUGUAUGUGCUGUCUCUAAGUGUGCUACCAGUCUGUUGCGGUGUGUCUUAAGGGGCACGUCUGCCACACUUGAAAACAACCUGGCUUUUAGUAAGAGCUUCACUCCCACUGUUUGCUGGUGUGAACUGUGUCCUGAAACAGUGGUGCAGAUAACUGUGGAAAUAGUGACCCCACACAGUACUGCUGCAGGGACUGCACAAGAUGGGUAAACAGAAAAGGAAACCUAGCAGUGCUUGAGGCCUUAAAUUAUGUGCAGCAAAGGAAAUUAGCUUAUAGAUGCUGCUUGAUCUUUGCACUGGUGUUUUUUGGGCAUUUUAUUUAUUUAUUUAUAUGUUUUGGGGUUGACUGAAUGGAUUAACAUGUCAGCAUUAGAUAAGCAGGGCUCUUCUGUGUGGAGGUAUAAAAAGAAAGGACUGGAUGUUCUGUUAAUGUUUGUUUUUUAUAAAGCUAUUAUUUCAGAAUUAUUGCUGUUUUUUAAUAAAUCCUUUAA
Molecule: messenger RNA, 2557 nt
Organism: Haplochromis burtoni (Burton's mouthbrooder)
Lineage: Eukaryota; Metazoa; Chordata; Actinopteri; Cichliformes; Cichlidae
Product: L-threonine 3-dehydrogenase, mitochondrial
Exons: 10
Coding region: 150-1256 (368 amino acids)
Biological process (GO): L-threonine catabolic process
Molecular function (GO): L-threonine 3-dehydrogenase activity
Source: RefSeq, a predicted model, not a curated record